Molecule: messenger RNA, 9736 nt
Organism: Motacilla alba alba
Lineage: Eukaryota; Metazoa; Chordata; Aves; Passeriformes; Motacillidae
Gene: RIC1
Product: RIC1 homolog, RAB6A GEF complex partner 1
Exons: 26
Coding region: 3879-7823 (1314 amino acids)
Biological process (GO): intracellular protein transport; retrograde transport, endosome to Golgi
Cellular component (GO): cytosol; Golgi membrane; Ric1-Rgp1 guanyl-nucleotide exchange factor complex
Molecular function (GO): protein binding
Source: RefSeq, a predicted model, not a curated record
CAGCACAAUGAUAGCUGUUUCGACUGCAAAUGGAUACAUCUUGUUUUUUGAAAUCCCAUCAGCAAGAGACAAGUAUCUUUAUGAACCAAUGUAUCCAAAAAACUUAAGACUAAUGUAGACAAGUUAUAUUACUUUACUUGCCUCUUUGGAGAACUGAAUAGCAGUUUUCAACCUGACUUCACAUCCGGCUUACUGUCAUCAGGGGAAGAGGCAGACAGCCUGCUGCUGCAACUUGUCCAAAUAAAUAAAGUGGUAGUAUAUCCUUGUCUGUACAUUACAUAAUGCAGAAAACUAAGCAGUAGCUUGUUGUGAGUUUUUCUUGUUCUUUUUGGAAAGUUGGGAGGCGUUUUAAUUGGCAAAAUCUGAAAACUUAUGGAAAUACAUAUAAAACACAUUGUAAAAGUUGAAAAAGAAGUUUUGGAAAGUUUGCUUAGAAUAUCACUUGUAGGAAGGUUUGCAAAUACCUAUUAAGCCAUCAGUGACUAACCAGCCUAACUUUUAUAAACUUAUAUAAAGCUUUUAUAAAACUUUAGUAAUUGAUAUGAAUUUUUGAUGAGAAAAUGCAUGUUUUAGUUGUUAGUUGUGUGUUGAACAAUCAGGUUUUUAAAAUAUGUUUGUAUAGCCCAAAAAUGACUAUAAUGCAAAUUCUGUAGAUGAGUAGGACAAGGUGUUUGUCCUUAGUGUGUUUAUAAUAGGUUGCUCACAGUCUCCUAAGACUAAUGUGUGAGCUUACCUUUGAGAAGAUGAAUGAUUUCACUGAAUGUACUGGGAUUACUAGCUUGUCUAUACUUAGCCCUCAAUUUUGAAAACCUAAAUAAAAUCACUACUGUUCUGAUUAUAUUAGAUCAAAAAAAAGAUCCAGGCAUUUGUGGGUGAAUUGUGCCUCCUGUGAUUAAUGUCAAAUGAUUCUUUAAGUUAUUAAAAUGGAAUGAACUUCUUUUGCAGGUGCAGAUAAAGUGCACUGGCUGUAGGCAGUCUCACUAAUUUACAUUGUAGAGCAAAUACUUGGCAGGGGUUAAUCAAACAAAAAACCGCCAAUCUAAAAUGAACAAACAGACAAAUGAGACCAAAAGCUAGAAUUGAAACUUUUAUCUUUCUUUUGGCAUAUGUUCAUUUUCCAAAGGCAUUAUUUCAUUGAAAUGGUUGGAUUUCACUUCUGCUGGGCUGAACAAUACCAAGUUAGUUUUCUUCACUCUGAAGCCAUUAGAGAUCAGUGAAAGGCCUUGUAUGUGACUUGCCUCAUGCUUGAAAAGGGACAUCUUACUGUUUUCACCCCCUGUAACAGUUUGUUCUUGGCUCCUUCCUCUGUGUUGGCAGCAGUGAUUAUGCAGCUGUGCCUUGAGUAAAGUCGGGUUGUUGACCUGAUGGGGAAACUAAACCUGCCUAUCUCCCUUUUUUAACCCUCCCUGUCCCCUACCCUGGAUUCUAGUAGCUUAUUUUGCAAGUUGGCCUUUAAUAAAAGGCUGGCAUUUGAAAUGGUGACUUUGAAGUAGCAUUGAGUAGCUACACUGAGAAGUUGAAAAACAUGAAGUGGCUGCUCAGUAAUACUUGUAUAAAUGUUAUGAUUCAUGGUAAAGCAAUUGCUUGGAACAUUUUUACAGUCAUGGAGAUAUUAAUUAGGACUCUUCCAGCUCUGUCUUGUGUGGUUAUUUACCUAUGCUAGGCAAAAUGAGAGAGAGGGUGAUGACUUAUGGAAGAAGUAUGAGGGAGUCCUUGCAUUAGCGAAGUGACAGACAGCUGCUGGAAACAAGUCAGUAAAAACUGAGAUGAAUGUUCAGUCAUGUCCUACUUUUUAAAAUUAUUACUAAUUCUUAACAUUUAUUAAGUUCUGAUAUCUACUAACUUUUUGUAAGCAGAAUGAACCCUGUUCUUUAGUAGCCUUUCUUUAAAUAAUAGUAGCCAGUUCUUGCAGAAAUACAAAAUUUCAAUGUCAUGACUACAAUGAGAAAGGGAAACCCUCUUAAUACAACUUCUUCUUGAACAGACUUCUUAAGCUGUGCAUGUCAAUAUAACAAGGAGGUCAUGCACUGGGAAUAGACACCAGUAACUUCCUCAGCUGCGCCAAAAUACUGGUCUAGCGCAAAAUUUCCUAGUUUAGUUGGUAUCCUGAAAAUUGAAAUUGCAGCUAGGUUUGUUAACAUGCAGGUGAAAAUAUUGAGAAUGGUUGUGUUUAGAUCCUUUUGUCAGCUUAGCUCUCAUUUAAACAAACUGUGCAUAUUUUACCAUAAAUGAAAGAAAAAGUGGGUAGUCAGAAAAGCAGGUGCUAGGUAUAUGAUGGGUCAUUUCUUGACUUCAGUAGUUUUUUGCAGUCUUCAAGUUUGGGACACUGGUUACUGAAGUAAAGUAACUUCAUGUGGUAUUGGUACUUUUUUAAUAACUGCUUUAAAAUUAGAUUGAUAAUGGUUUAGCUUUGAUUUGAAGAAAAGGAUCAAAUGAGUUGCUGAAAGUCAAAAUCACUCAUCAGUUGUCUGUCUGGGAGAGGGAUGUUUGUUGAGAACAUGUCCUUCCAAUUUAUAGUUACUUUAAUACAUAUAGCUGUUGAGCAACAUGGACCAGAAGGGCUUGCCUAUCUCUGGUGUGUUAAUAGAGCUAUUCUAGCAUACAGCUGUUGUGUAAACUGUAAUUUGCACUUAUGAAAGUUUUUUAUUGAUCCAACUUAAACAAAAUGCUUCAAUGUGGAAAGCAAAACAAAACUGUAUGAGAAGUGACAGAAACACUUGUGCUGUUUGUAACUCAGUAUGCACUGUAGUAUAUCUAAUCGCAACAUGAUUUUUUUUCAGGGCCAAGUCUCUCUUUUUUUCUCAAUCUAAUCAGUACAUGUUUAGUAAAAGAGCUAAAGUGUGAAUUGAGGCUAAGAUGCUGUCCUGUUUGAAUGCCUGAGUCUUUGCUUUUCCUUUUCUUUCAGUAUUAUGAAAUACAGAGGUUUUGGAAAGUAAGGUUGAGUGAACUUCCCUUGCACCCUGCUAUUGUUUGUUUUAAACCAGACAGAAUCUGACCUUAGGAAAAUUGAUUUCCUGUUUAAAAAUGCACAUUUCACAUGAUUGUCUUCUUUUCACAUCAGCCAGUUGUAAUGGUCUCUAUAUUCUGAAAUCCGGUGUUUUAAUGGAAGUACUAAAAUCCAAAAUUAACAUCUGUGCCAGGAGCCCACAAAUCUGUUGAAGCUUGUUGUGUUAGUAACUGAGGACACAGCUCUUAUGAAAUUUAUGAAGGUUUAGUGGGAAAUACUUCUCAAACACUAUUUUAUACCUUUAGAGAUUUAAUCUAUAUGAAAGCUACUCAUGUAGGUAUGGUAAGAGCUAGUCAACUAACCUGUUCAGUAUUAUGCAUAUUACAUGUAAAAACCUUUUACUGGACUUAUAUGAUAAAACAAGUGCUCAUGCCAUAAGUGCAACAUAAGAAUAUUUAUAUAUAAAAAGGGAAGCUUUUCAUUUUUAGUGCUGGAAUCCAUUGGUAUUUUUUGUCAUAUUGUGAUAUUUUAGGAAUGUAGUUUUUCUGUCAAAGAAAAUGUUUCUAGCACUGUUGAUAUUUGGCUAGGAAUUGCCAGUCUGUUCUUGGAGUGAACUGUCAUUCAUACUUAAUGAAAACUUAGAGUAUCCUGCUUAAUUUGUGAGAAUAAAAACAGGGGGAAGAAAGCAAUAAUUGUAUGGUUUUUAGGUUUUUUUUUAAAUUGAGCCAGAGUACCCUGCAGUUUUAUUCCAGCUCUUGAAUGUUUUGCUCCAGUUCAGAGCGGAUUUGGAAGAGAAUCAGUAUUGGCCGUUAGCCCACAUUCUGGGAUAUUUUCCUACAGUGAGCACAAGUACAAAGUCCUGCUUCAAUUAGUUUGUUCUGGUUUUACCACCCAAUUCCUAAAGUAACUACAAGACAAAACAUGAAAAAUAAUGUAUGUAAGAGGAAGCCCUCAUCUGAAGGGAACCCCACAUUAUAAGGAAGAACAAUGUGCUCCUUCACUAAAUCUAGAAAUGAAGAAAGUGCUGGACUUGCAAGCCUCUAUCACAAGUUUGCAGUCCAUGUUAGAAGAUCUACUUGUGUCUACUGCUGAUGGAUUUCUCCAUCUCAUUCACUGGGAUGGUAUGACCAAUGGGAGGAAGGCCAUCAACCUGUGUACAGUUCCAUUUUCUGUAGAUCUGCAGUCUUCUCGAGCAGGUUCACUUUUGGGAUUUGAAGAUGUUUACAUCAGAGACAUGGAAUACUGUGCCACGCUUGAUGGCUUUGCUGUUGUUUUUAAUGAUGGCAGAGUCGGUUUCAUUACACCGAUGUCAAGUAGAUUCACUGCUGAGCAGCUCCAUGGUGUUUGGGCACAAGAUGUAGUUGAUGGAACUUGUGUGGCAGUGAAUAACAAAUACAGGCUAAUGGCGUUUGGAUGUGCCAAUGGCUCUGUGCAGGUUUAUACAAUAGAUACCACCACUGGCGCCAUGCAGUUUUCUCAUAAAUUGGAACUGACACCAAAACAAUAUCCUGAUAUUUGGAAUAAAACAGGACCUGUUAAACUAAUCAGAUGGUCACCUGAUAGCUGUGUUGUGAUGGUGACCUGGGAAUGUGGAGGUUUGUCCUUAUGGAGUGUUUUUGGUGCUCAACUUAUCUGUACUUUAGGAGGUGAUUUUGCGUAUCAAUCUGAUGGUGCCAAAAAGGACCCUCUAAAAAUCUGUUCCAUGACCUGGGGAUCAGAAGGGUAUCAUCUGUGGGUUAUUGAUGGGAAUUCUUCUUCAAACAUGAAACCUGAAAGAAAUGCAAAUAGUGAAGCUCAACAGUUUGGUAUUCUGCAGUUUCAGUUCAUCAAGAGUGCACUCACUGUUAAUCCUUGUAUGAGUAACCAGGAGCAAGUCCUCCUUCAAGGAGAAGAUCGCUUAUAUUUGAACUGUGGAGAUGCAGCACAGACUCAGAGUCCCAGAAAUACUUUGUCACACUCUGAACAUAACCACACCAGGGAAAGAGGCCCAUUUUCAGAUGGCAGUUUAGAUUCUCAGGGUUUAAGCACUUUACUAGGACACCGGCAUUGGCAUGUUGUACAGAUUCAUAGUACAUAUCUAGAGAGCAACUGGCCAAUAAGGUUUUCAGCUAUUGACAAGCUUGGACAGAAUGUAGCUGUUGUUGGCAAGUUUGGUUUUGCACAUUAUUCUUUACUCACCAAAAAAUGGAAGCUGUUUGGAAACAUUACCCAGGAGCAAACUAUGAUGGUAACAGGUGGCUUAGCAUGGUGGAAUGACUUCAUUGUUCUUGCAUGUUAUAAUUUAAAUGAUCACCAGGAAGAGCUGAGAAUCUACCUGCGAACGUCUAACCUUGACAAUGCGUUUGCUCACAUCACCAAAGUGCAAGCAAACACGUUACUACUGAGUGUCUUCCGGGACAUUGUGAUACUGUUCAGAGCAGAUUGUUCCAUUUGCCUUUACAGUAUUGAGAGAAGAUCUGAGGGUCUUAAUCCUACUGCCAGUAUCCAGAUUCUUCAAGAAGUGUCCAUGUCUCGGUACAUUCCUCAUCCUUUUCUUGUAGUAUCUGUUACAUUGACAUCAGUGAGAACAGAGACGGGCAUCACCUUGAAGAUGCCUCAGCAGGCUUGUGAAGCUGAAAGUAUUAUGCUUAACUUAGCAGGACAGCUUAUCAUGUUGCAGAGGGAUCGAUCUGGACCCCAGAUACGAGAUAAAGAUAAUAAUCCUAAUCAAAGAAAGCAUCUGCCUUUUUGUGCUCCAGUUGUCCUAGCCCAGUCUGUUGAAAAUGUAUGGACUACUUGCAGGAUUAACAAACAGAAACGCCACUUACUGGAGGCUCUGUGGCUCAGCUGUGGUGGGGCAGGUAUGAAAGUAUGGCUUCCCCUGUUUCCCAGAGAUCAUCGAAAACCGCAUUCCUUUCUGUCAAGACGGAUCAUGCUGCCUUUCCACAUCAACAUAUACCCAUUGGCUGUUUUGUUUGAAGAUGCCUUGGUUCUUGGUGCUGUUAAUGACACUGUGCUCUAUGACUGUUUAUACACUCAAACCAGUGCUAGAGAACACUUAGAGGUUCUCUUUCCUUUCUCCAUUGUUGAGAGAACCUCUCAGAUCUACCUCCAUCACAUUUUGCGCCAGCUCUUGGUUAGGAACCUCGGUGAACAAGCCUUGCUUUUGGCCCACUCCUGUGCCACAUUGCCAUACUUUCCUCAUGUACUAGAACUGAUGCUUCAUGAAGUGCUGGAAGAAGAAGCUACCUCGCGGGAACCCAUUCCCGACCCUCUCCUUCCCACUGUGGCGAAGUUCAUUACAGAAUUCCCCCUCUUCCUGCAGACAGUUGUUCAUUGUGCUAGGAAGACAGAAUAUGCCCUGUGGAAUUACCUUUUUGCUGCUGUUGGAAACCCAAAAGACUUAUUUGAAGAGUGCUUAAUGGCCCAGGACUUAGACACAGCUGCCUCUUACCUUAUUAUCCUACAGAAUAUGGAAGUUCCAGCAGUUAGCAGACAACACGCUACUCUCCUGUUUAAUACUGCCUUAGAGCAGGGGAAGUGGGAUCUCUGUCGUCAUAUGAUUAGAUUUCUUAAAGCCAUUGGCUCUGGAGAAACAGAAACACCCCCAGCUACACCAACAACUCAGGAACCUAGUUCAAGUGGUGGUUUUGAAUUCUUCAGGCAUCGCAGCAUUAGUUUAUCCCAGUCAGCAGAGAAUCUCCAUAGCAAAUUUAAUCUGACAAAAACACUGAGUAUGCCCUCUGGCCCAUCUGGAAAAAGGUGGAGUAAAGACAGUGACUGUGCUGAGAACAUGUACAUUGACAUGAUGCUCUGGCGGCAUGCUCGGCGUCUGCUGGAGGAAAUCAAGCUGAAAGACCUUGGCUGCUUUGCUGCACAGUUGGGCUUUGAGCUGAUCGGCUGGUUGUGCAAGGAGCGAGCCAGAGCUGCCCGUGUGGAGGAUUUUGUGUGUGCUUUGAAAAAGCUACACAAGGAUUUCCUCUGGCCAUUUCCAGUUAUACCAGCUUCAUCCAUUAAUUCACCUUUCAAGAAUGGAAAGUACAAGACAGCUGUGGGGGAGCAACUACUAAAAUCUCAGUCUACAGACACCUUUGUAAACAUGGAAAUGGACACAGGGAUUUCAAACACACCUCGCAGUCGCAGCUGGCUUGGUACUAUCAGCUCUUCUCAGAGAGAGAUCGACACUGUUUCAUCCCAUGGUCCACACAUGCAAGAUGCAUUCCUUUCUCCUUUGCUAAGUAAAGGUGAUGAAUGCAGCAUUGGUUCAGCGACAGACCUGACUGAAACAAGUUCUAUGGUGGAUGGAGACUGGACCAUGGUGGAUGAAAACUUCUCCAGUCUAAGUUUAACUCAGUCAGAGCUUGAGCAGCUCUCUCUAGAGCUGGCCAGUAAAGGGCCACACAAGUCACAGGUGCAGCUGCGGUAUUUGCUACAUAUCUUCAUGGAAGCAGGAUGUCUGGAUUGGUGUGUUGUCAUAGGCCUUAUUCUCAGAGAAUCUUCAGUUAUCAACCAGGUUUUCAGUAUCAUGCAGUCCUCUGAUAUUGAUGGAGAAAUCUGUCAGAAUAUCAAGACUGGCCUAGAUGCUGUUGAGAAGUGGGCUUCUACAGAUUGCCCUGGGUACAAGCCAUUUCUAAGUAUCAUCAAACCACAGAUCCAGAAACUAAAUGAAAUAGUAGAAGAGCAAGUACAACCAGAAGCAUUUCAGCCAGUGAAUCCUUCUAAGGUUCCUGAACAAGUGAACCCAAGAGCUGAGGAAAGCAGGACUUCAUCUAGCCAUGGCACUAAUCCUCAGAGUGAUGCUGGCAGCAGCAAUGCAAGCAGGCAUGAAGAGGACAAGGCUAAGACAGAGGAUGAGGAUUCAUUCCAAGAAGGCAGUUAUGACUGUGUUGUGUCUUAAAUGGAAGGUGAACAACUUCCAUUUGUUCAGGUGUGAAAGGAAGCAAACCGGCUCUUAGAUCUGCUUCUGUGUUUUGGAUUUGAACUCUUUUUUUAACUUUAUUUGUUUUGAUUUUUUAAUAUUUCAAUCUUUGAAAUUUUUAGUGGGGAUAACUAAACACCAGUUUCAUCUAAUAAUUUCAAAAGGAGGCAUGACUCUUUCUUGAUGCAAUGGCCAGACUGCAGCUUUACAUUUUGAUACUUUAAAUAGUGUUGGAGAGUGCACGCAUGGAGACAGAUUCAGCCAAUGUUCAUCACCUUUACAUCACCAACACGUUCCGAAGAAACUACUUGUAUCUUGCUUGAGUUUAAAAGGCGAAGAGGGGAUUAAAUAUAAAAACUAUUUUCUUUGCAGCUUGCCUGCCUAAUAAAUGUCUGAUCAAUGCAGUUCCAAUUGGUUUGAUACCGAUAUUUUGUAUUAAAGGACUGUAAACUAUAUUGUAUGUUUUUGUGAAUAAUCUUGUACAAAUACUCAAGACUGUACCAUAUUUGGAGGUACCUAUGUGUAUUUGCCUGUUUCUAGAUGACUAGUAAAGUUAAAGCAGAGUUGCACUUCUUUCUGGAUGAGGCAUACUUUACUGACCUAACACUGACACAAGGUGGCUUACCUGUUUUUUACUGCCACUUAACAAAUCUUGUAGUUGGGUUAAGGGACUGCUGAAGGUUAUUUAUUUAAUUGUAAAUUCUUUUCUGAUAAAUGGAUUUUUAAAAUGUAAAUAAUCAUCAUAUACUCUUGCUAUGGAAAACUAGUUUAACAGCUCAUACUUAAACAUUUUUUCAAACAUUUUAUAAUAUGCAUACUUCUAACUAAGACAUAUUUAACUUUCAUACAAUGUUAGGAAAAUCUGGCUGCAGGAGUCUGUUGCUUUGAGGUACUUAUUUUUUCUAGCUGCUGUCCCAAUGUAAUAACUACCUGUAACAGUAUUAAUUUAGAUAUUAGCUUGUUUGUACUGUGCAAUCUGAACAAAAAUGCAACAUUACUCAUUUUAUACACGAUAAACUAGUUUAUUUUUUAUAACAUCACUUGAUUACUGACAUGGACCAAACUAGUCAUCGUAGAGUAGUUACAGCAUCUGUUGCUUUUCUAGUGUAGUUACUAAAUGCACAUCCAUUUAAACUAUGAAAUUAAGACUAUUCACAAUUAAGUUUUAAAUGAAUUGUGAUUUCAUCAUCUUUAUUUCCUUUGUAGAUAAGAUCAAGUGCUUUAAAAUGUACAGAUAUUAAACUGUUGCUUUAGAAUGGCUUUACUAAGCCAAUACAACCAGUACAAGUGCAAUAAUUGCGAGUAUUACGUGGAGAGCUGGAGCUAUUAAUGAAUGCAACUUGAACUUCAUUUUAAGAGUUGAAACUUGAGACUGAAGUUAGAGGAAAGAAACUCAGUCUGAGUCCCAGCAUUAAGCUUAUUCUGCAUUGUAGCUACUGGUUACAGAUAAUGUCUAUCAUACCUACAAGCCUGUUGUGACCUAACGUCAAAAUUCAUUAUUGUUUUAAGGGGAUAAUACUUAAAGCUUUUUUUAUUAUAAAGAAACCUGCUUAAUCUAUGUUAAAAGAAAUAAAAACUGUGCUUCAAGUUAAUAUUUUUCUGUGGUUCUGUGGUAAUGAUAUAAGCCAAGCCCAUCCUGGUCAGCGUUCUGCUGUUCAGGUUUUGGAUCUGUGCAAGUAAAACAUACAUUAACUGAUAUAUUAACAUUCUUAGUAUUCAUAUCUUACUACUGUGCUACUGUUGUAUAGCAGGUAAAUCUUUUUAGUUGUGAAAUUUUAGAGGUUUGUACUUCUUUAGUAGUAAUUAUCUCUAUGCAAAUCUUACAUGCUAAUUUUGUAUUUUGAUUUCACUGCUGUUAUACUUGUAAUUAAAAGACAAAUGUUUCAACUUUA